AUGGACAGCUCCGUGUGGUGGCUUUGGUAUCUCCUUCUAUGGAAAGUGGCUAUUCCAGCGAUGCGCGUGCUUCAAGAGGAGCCCUUUCCAAACACCUGUGAGGGAGGACAAUUGUCUUUGACAGGGAGAUACAAGGUGUCGUCUCAGAUCACGAUCACCGAGAAGUGCCGCGUGGUGGGCUCCCAAGCCACCGUGGUGGUCGAGGAAGAGAUCCUCUUCAAAAAGGAUGUUCGCUUCAUCGGCUCCAUCCGCUUUGUGGGCCAGGAGCACCGUGGGCCACAGGCCCGAUGUCUCGAAGUGGAGGGUCGCCUAGCCUUUAUGCUGGCCGCAGUGACCUUUGAAGGUUGUGGUGGGCCAGAGACUGAAGAUGGAGGAGGGAUCUACGGUGGGAGCGAUGUGACAUCCUUCCGGAGUAACAUCACUUUUGAGAGAUGCCAAGCAAUUGAUGGAGGAGGCCUUUUCGUUGGACAGAACUUCAAGAGUUCUUCAUCCACCUUUGAGUUCAAGUCUUGCGAGGCGCAUUACUCUGGAGGAGGCAUGCUUGUGAAGGGCAACGUGACCCUGGCCUCAUGGGCAAUUGCUCGAUUCGAGUCUUGCAGGGCGACUGACACCUCGGGGCAUGGCCUUGGGGGUGGUGGGCUUGCGGUGUCCGGUGACAAAUUCACCGCAAGUGGCAACAUAUCCUUCCACAACUGUAGCGCUUUUGCCGGUGGAGGUCUGUCCAUGCCAGCAGCAAAUUCUGUCCUGGCAAACACGGGCGGCAUCAUAGCAGCGAAGGAUUGCCGGGCACAGACCAAUGGCGGUGGAUUGCUGGUGAGCAGCCUACGUCAAGCGAAGCGGGCGCACAUGGACUUCCAGAGUUGCUUUGCAGGGCAGUCAGGAGCUGGCAUUGCCAUGCAUUGGAAUGGUCGUCUCAGGGGCACGACCCGCUUUGUGGACGGACACGCAGUUGUCCAAGGGGGAGCGAUCAGCGCGCAGACCCUGGAAGUUGAAGGGCGCAUGGAGAUCAGGAGGUCCAGGGCCUUUGAAGGGGGCGGCAUUGCUCUCACCCACAAAAUGAUCAUGAGCAAAGGGGAUGUGUAUAUGGAAAAGUGCUUUGCCCAUACUCGCGGCGGUUGCAUUUUUGCAAUAAGCAUGGUAGUUGCGAGUGGAAAUCUCGAUCUGAAGGAGGCCUCAGCAAUGCACACUGGCGGCGCUGUGUUUGUGCAAGGCAUAUUCAAACAGUUGGAUGGUCGCAUUGCCGUGGCCAAUUCCUCGGCCGCCUUGGGCGGGGGCAUUCGAUGCUCUUGGUUCCUUCAGUACAAGGGGCUCUUGUCCGUUGAAGACACGAUCGCCAGAGAGACAAACAUCAGUAAGUUAUAUGCACAAGGAGGAGGAAUAUACAUGCAUGGUGGACUGGGACAAGCGGCGGGGGGAGAGAUUCUGAUUCGCAACUCCACUGCUGGACGCCAAGGAGGAGGUGGAAUACGAGCUACUAUGAUUAUGACCGUCGGCAAGUUAACCAUGGAAGCUGGUCAUGCUUCCAAAGGUGGAUGCAUCACAAUCUCUCAAAAACGUCCAACUUUGGACAGGUUGUCCCGAUUCAGCCUGGCCAAGUUCUUGAACACCCUCGUCGAAACCACAGGGUACGAUAGCAAGGAGGUGAAUGAAUUAAAGGAACCAGGCGAAAAUCGGGUCGCCAUUUUGGGAACCACACGCUUCAAAGGGUGCAAUGCCGACAUUGGCGGUGCCAUCUUCUCCCAAGGGACAGUGCACUUGGGAAAGGUCGACUUCUUUGAUUCCUACGCCUCUGGUGUUUCUGGAGGCGCUGUCGUUUAUGCCCUGGCCGUGUAUUUUCACACCGACACCACCGUGAAGAACUGUAGGACGCCGAAAGGAUCUGUGUUUUCUGCGAAGAAGAUCUUGAGGAUGAAGAACGCCACCUUCCAGGAUUGCUCGUCACCACAAGCAGCUGCUGACCUCCUGAUUGCUGAUCACCUGGUCGUGUCCGGAGGCAAUGGGGCUGCCUUCCUUGCUCCGAACAGGACGGUGAAGUAUUUGGAGUGCGACAACGGCCUUGAAGGACAUGUGGAUACGUACGGAACAGCAUGCCGCCAGUGCAGGACUGGGCACUUCCAGUUGCAGGGAGGGCCCAAAAUCUUCAACAACAGCGUCAUUGAAGGCCACCCAUGUGCCAAGGUGCCAUUGGCGACUGUGGAUGUGACUGACGGUCGACUGACUUUGAGGCCUGGCUGGAUGGUGCACCCGCAGAACUUCUCGGCGAGCCUCCACUGCCCCAAUGAGAGGGCGUGCCCUGGUGGUAACAUCACCCAAACCGGUUUCGAAGGCAUGUGCGAAGUUGGCUACGAAGGUCCUGGCUGCGUCAGUUGUGUUUCGACCACCCAUGGCCGCGAAUCCGGCGAUCCCUUCAAUCCUGGGUCGGAGAAAGUCUUGCUGUGGACCGAGUUGGGGCAUUUCAGACAUUGCUGA
This is a messenger RNA of Durusdinium trenchii, 2469 nucleotides long. The record is from the annotation of a GenBank genome assembly. Lineage: Eukaryota; Dinophyceae; Suessiales; Symbiodiniaceae.